Molecule: messenger RNA, 1044 nt
Organism: Pochonia chlamydosporia 170
Lineage: Eukaryota; Fungi; Ascomycota; Sordariomycetes; Hypocreales; Clavicipitaceae
Product: brct domain-containing protein
Exons: 5
Coding region: 1-1044 (347 amino acids)
Source: RefSeq, a predicted model, not a curated record
AUGCCAAGAGGUUCACUCAACAAUGUCAGCCAUAUCUUCAAGAGGGUAGUCAUGGCUGCGGCGGGACCUCUCCCCGUGCAGAACACAAUCGAGCAGUUCAAGAAUUGGGCUAGACAACGCAAAGGCGUGUUUUUGGAUACAUUUGACGAAAGCGUCACUCAUCUACUCUGUUCCAAGGAGCAGUUCGAAGCCCAUGGUCCCAUUAUCAAACAUGCCCUCAAAAGCGGCUGCUACAUAGUCGACUACGACUGGUUCCUCCUCGCCAUGGGCGGUGGCCACGAAUCUCGUCGUCCCGAAUAUUAUCAUAAUCUUCGCAUCGAGUAUGACAAGAAGAAAGAAGAUGAGCGUAAGAUGAAGCGCCUCGAAGACGGAAAACGGCUAGGAGAGCGCUUCAUCGACCCUAACCUGUAUCAUGUAUACGUGGAUGACCUGCUAUUUCCAUACGAAAUUGAAUUGACUCGAUUUGUUCCAGAGACAGGUCAUGUGGAAAAGCAUACUCUCUACCUUUAUGAAUCCAAUGCGAGACCGCAUCUAUAUUGGUUCGGAGCCAAGUUCUCGAAACGGAAAGGCGAUUCACGGCCGCACUAUCAUUUGGAGACUGAAUAUCCCACCACUUAUGACAUUCAGCUAAGUGCUCUCAAGCAGUACUUUGAAAAGAAGACUGGGAUCGAAUAUGAAGAGCGGUUGGUUAGAUUUGCUACCAGGCCUGCUGAUAAGUUUCAGUACACACCACCGAUGAGGGGAAAGUCCACCGGGAGAUAUAAAUUGUUCUCUCGGGAUUAUUGUUUUGAGCUGAAUAGGGCUCUCAGGGGACUCUCUCCUGAAGAAGAUGUGGUUGAUAACAGAGCCCAGGGUACGACAGACACGCAGGACGAAGGUGUUGGUUACGACAUGAGCGAUGCUUUGGAGGGACAAUUUACGGAUGUGAUGGAUGUUAGUUCAACUGAUGAUCAGGGGAAUAAUGAGAUGGAGGUAAUCGAGGCUGAUACGCCCAUGACGGAGUUUGACACGGAUGACGAAGAAAUGGACGCAGAUUGCAAAUAA